This is a messenger RNA of Schizophyllum commune H4-8, 1684 nucleotides long. RefSeq lists its product as uncharacterized. The record is from RefSeq and is a predicted model, not a curated record. NCBI's taxonomy places the organism in Eukaryota, Fungi, Basidiomycota, Agaricomycetes, Agaricales, Schizophyllaceae. Bases 224 to 1513 code for a protein of 429 amino acids. The transcript is spliced from 5 exons.
UUCCAUCCUUGUCCCCGACUGUCAUCUCACGCGUUUCUCUUCGACCUCUGCCGCUUUUUCGUCGAAGCUGUAGAUCGUCUGCACUGGAUCUCAUCUCCAUCUCAUCUCUAUCAAGGUUGACGAAGGCUUUGUGCUUUACAAAGGUACUUCUCGGCGCGCAUCCUACACCUUAUAACUCUCAGAAUCCUACCUCGUGUGUCAACGUGUAGUCGAUCGCGUCGCAAUGGCAAGAACCUGCAUCCCUCUCUGCUCGAACUGCGACCUCUCCGUCUCCGUCGACGCCUCCCUUCGCGCAACCGAGGACAUCAUCCAGUAUAUCCGUGAAGGCCAAAUCCCCUCCGAUUCCUCCUCCCGCACGCACACCGCGGCCGCAGAUGCUGCCGAGUCGCAAAUCUGCAACCUCGAUCGUGUCCUGAAGCGGCUGAACGCCCUGACCGAGGAAGUGAAGGCGCACCGAGAUCGGCUCUCCGACUUCGCAGAGCAGCAGCGCGCCGUCACAGCUCCCGUCCGGCGCAUUCCCACCGAGCUCUGGCAGCAGAUCUUCCUCUAUGCCUGCGCAGGAACGACCCUCGCGUGUCCGCUGAAACCUCAUAUGCUCACCGCGCUUUCCCUAAGCCAUGUUUGUCGCGCGUGGUGGGCCAUCGCGCGGCAUGGCGCUGGGCUUUGGGCUCCUCGCCUGAAGUUCGACGUGGGACGGAUGCUGAAGGAUGUCACGAAGGGACGGAACGGGAAAGAAGUGCAUGAAUAUCGCUUAGCCGCGGCCUUCCACCUCAACCGUUCUCGCGCUGAACCGUUCUCCUUCGAUGUGAUAUGGGAAUGCGAUGGCAAAAUCCCGGACAAGCUGGAGGAAUACUUGGAGGACGUACACCUCCUGCUCAUGAUGCUAGCCGACAGCUUCACGCGGUGGAAGGAUUGCUCCAUCGCAGGGAGCGCUCUGGACUACAUGAUUUACCACGACUUAUAUUUUCGUAUCCCCGACCUCCUGGAGUCCUGCUCUAUCGUGGGCUGGAUGCGCGAGCAGGACCUCAUUGAGGAAUUAUUUAUGAAUGCCCCCCGCCUGACGCGCUGGACGCAGGAAUACGUGGGAUUCGCGCCGGAAUUGCCUUUUUCGCAGCUCACCCAUGUCAAGACGGGCAGAGUUCAUUCUUCCUUCGUGGCCCGUAUCCUCUCUUCCUGCGAGGCGCUCGAAGUCUUGGACAUCUCCAUCAUAGAAAUUGACCAAGCCCGACUCGAUCUGCCUUCGCACGUUGUGAUCCCGCGGCUGCAAGAGCUUUCUUUGGCUGGCCAUAACACUCUCGUUCUCAGCACCGUUCUGCGCAGGCUUGAAGCCCCCGCCUUAUCGCAUCUGAUGCUGGGGUCCAUACAUCGCUUUGUAGGCUUUGAGGAGUCGGUCUGGAAGUCGCUGUUUGACAGUGAGGAUUUCCGGUCUUUCGAGGACCGCACGCCGGGCUUCUCUCUGAGCGUCGACGAUCUUGAGGACGAUAGGGUGUACGAACUGCUGGAAUCGUCUUGAACUACGGUCGUCGAUCUUGCGAUAUGACCAUCUUCUUGGCAGGGAGGGGGCUCAGCACACGACGAGAUUCGGAAGAUAGAACGAGGUUUGCACGCGUUAGUAUGGUACUGGUAUCUACGUCUACAUUAGGCGGUGUGCGCGUGCCACGAAUGGACUUGAUGUGUUUCUCCC